AAAGGCGGAAGCUCCAAUGUUGAAGGUUUGCUAGAUGAUUCACAAAUUUUAAUUGCUUAUCUAAUCUAAUGCACAUGAGCUCAUCUAAAUACAUUGAUCCUUUGACUAUUGAGACUGACUUAUAAUUUAUCACCAAUUCUUACUCCGGUCUCAUCAAUCUUCAUAAUUUAUCACAUACCUACGUAGAUGACCAAACAACGAGAGAUAUAAGAGCAACAAGAGCGUCAUGUCGAUAUCCAGGGUCCCCGGACCUGAUAAUCUUUACGUUGGAGGAGCUUGGGUCCUGAACACCGAGUCGGGCCGCAACAAACUUCGGGAACAGAACGUUACUCACAUUCUCUCUGUCAUUAAAUUCACCCUGGAAAAAUGGGGCGAAGAGGUACAGCGCUACAAGCACUUGAGUAUCGACGUCCUCGACGAUGCGGAUGAGGAUCUACUGGUUUACUUCCCGUCUGCGGUGCGCUUUAUCGAUAGUGGUCUGCAUACCCCGUCGUCCAGCGGCGCAGGCACAGAGGCGAAGCAGCCCAAGACCGGAGACGGAGAUAAUGAUGAUAAAUUGUCCGGAGGCGUCUAUGUACACUGUGCCAUGGGUAUAUCACGUUCCGUCAGCUGCGUGAUUGCUUAUAUUCUUUACAAGUAUCCUCACCGCUUCGGAGGCAAACAGUCCAAUCCUUCAAGUGCCUCGGCGGCUCAGCGGCGGCAAAACUCGAAGGAAGCCGUACAGGGCGCUUUGGAAUUGGUCCGCCAGGCUCGCGGGGCUGCUGAGCCUAACUCUGGCUUCAUACGCCAGCUCGAAUUGUGGUGGGAGAUGGGGUGUCCCGCUGGCGACGAUAAUUCUGUGGAGCAACAUCCCGUCUAUCAGAAAUGGUUAUACGAAAGAAUGCUCAGUGAUUCCCGGGACGUACAUGAGGCGCCUAAGGCUGAAGACAUCCGGUUCGAGGAUGAACUAGAGCCAGGCAAGGCAAUCCCCGAAACCGAGGCAGACAAGAAAGAUGGCAGGGAGAUUCGUUGUAAGAAGUGUAGACGCAUCCUUGCGACGCCCAAGUUUGUCGUACCACAUGCUCCUACCGGCCGAACCGAACCCUCAAAUUGUGCUCACGUCUUUGUCGAGACACUUUCCUGGAUGAGACCGAUGCUAGAGGAUGGCGCUCUCGAGGGUCGUUUAUCUUGCCCAAACGCCAGAUGCGGUGCUACAGUCGGGCGGUUCGCAUGGCAAGGUCUAAAAUGUAGCUGUAGCGAGUGGAUAGUUCCGGCAUUCUCGCUUAACCGGAGCCGGGUAGAUGAGGUGGCACUCCGGCAUACAGAAGCCCCUGGAAUCCGGCUCCCUCCCGGCCGAAACGGUAAUCUGUGAUACAACCUUGAGGUCCGAUUUAGCGGAAGCCUUGAGCCUUAUUCAUUUAUUAGUCAUCGACUUCGUAUUCACAAGUAUUACUAUCCCUAUAUUCAUCAAGGCGAAAUACGCCGUUGAGCACGAGCCAACACACGCUGACGUUCAGCAACACACUCCCCCUCCAGUUCCUUUGACAAAGUAUCUUACCUAACCCGCCGCUAAGGGCUCAAGGAUCAAGCCGUAGCAGGGGCUAAAGUGCUUUGUCAAACACAAAUUUCUCUCGGUUCACGCCUCCCCUUCAGCUGCUGUGCCGGAAAACAUUUCGCAAAAUGUACCCCAAUC
Molecule: messenger RNA, 1672 nt
Organism: Annulohypoxylon truncatum
Lineage: Eukaryota; Fungi; Ascomycota; Sordariomycetes; Xylariales; Hypoxylaceae
Product: dual specificity protein phosphatase 12
Exons: 3
Coding region: 227-1351 (374 amino acids)
Biological process (GO): protein dephosphorylation
Cellular component (GO): nucleus
Molecular function (GO): protein tyrosine/serine/threonine phosphatase activity
Source: RefSeq, a predicted model, not a curated record